AUGGCGGCGGCGGCGGCGACGGCGGAUGUGGUGGAGGAGCUCACGAGGGUGUACCGGGAGCUGCCGCCGCGGCCGGCGGUGGAGGAGGUGGAGGCGGCGGCGGCGGUGCUGGCCUCGGCCGACGCGGAGGAGGAGGCGCGCCUGGCGGAGGUCGCGCGGGAGGAGGCGGCGCGGCUGCGGGAGGCGGAGGGGGUGUCCGGGGAGCUCCUCGCCGUGCUGCGCGAGGCCAGGCGCGCCGCGGUGCGGCUGCGCGCGCUGCAGCAGCGGAAGGAGGCCGCGCACGUCGUCGAGCUCGAGAGGCGGUUCAAGGUGCUCGACGGCCUCAUCCAGAGGGCGUCGCGGGUCGUGUCCCCUUCUGGCGAAGGUAGCAGCGCCGGCGGCGGUGGUGUGGAGACGGAGGAGGUAGUGGAGGAGAUGGAUGCUAGGCGUAGCGACGUCGCGGCGGCGGCGGCCGCGGUCGGGGAGAUAGAGCGCGGAAACAGGGGUGUCGGCUUCGGCUUGGACACCAAGGCCGUCUCGUCCCUGCUUCGCAAUGGUUCUACAGGCAGUGACAUGGUGGACCAGAAAUUGAGCCUUAUCCAAGUGGCAAGCCUCAUAGAGUCAUCAGCAAAGAGAGGGACUACGGAGCUCAAUCUCCGAGGGAAGCUGGUAGACCAAAUCGAGUGGCUCCCUGUCUCACUUGGGAAGUUGCAAGAUGUUACUGAGCUUGAUAUAUCUGAGAACAGGAUCAUGGCACUCCCAUCAACAGUUGGUAGCCUUAGAUAUUUGACAAAGCUUGACAUCCAUUCAAACCAGUUGAUCAAUCUGCCUGAUACAUUUGGGGAGCUAUCUAGCUUAAUUGAUCUUGAUUUGCAUGCAAACCAGCUGAAGUCUCUUCCGGUAUCAUUUGGAAAUCUCACAAGCCUAGCAAACCUUGACCUGAGCUCGAAUCAGUUCAAGAUACUGCCAGACUGUAUAGGAAAAUUAAUGAACUUGAGAAGAUUAAUAGCUGAGACGAAUGAGCUUGAGGAGCUACCCUAUACUAUAGGGUCUUGCAUAUCUCUUGUGGAACUUAGAUUGGACUUCAACCAGUUAAAAGCCCUUCCAGAAGGUAUUGGGAAGUUGGAAAAGCUAGAAAUUCUCACAUUGCACUACAACAGAAUCAAAGGUCUGCCUACAACAAUUGGUUCGCUUACCAGACUGAGAGAGCUGGAUGUCAGUUUCAAUGAAGUUGAAGGAAUCCCUGAGAGCAUUUGCUUUGCCACUAGCCUGGUGAAGUUAAAUGUCAGCAGGAACUUUGCUGAUUUAAGAGCACUGCCAAGAUCAAUAGGAAAUCUUGAGAUGCUUGAGGAGUUAGACAUCAGCAGCAACCAGAUAAGAAUGCUGCCAGAUUCAUUCGAGUUCCUUGCAAAGCUUCGUGUAUUUCACGCCGACGAGACUCCACUAGAAGUACCACCAAGAGAAGUUAUCAAGUUAGGGGCUCAGGCGGUGGUCCAGUAUGUGGCUGAUAUGGUUGCUUCAAGAGGAGCAAGCCAGAAGAAAACAGACGGGACAAGCUUCUGGGCCUGGUUCCGCUCACUGUUUGGUUGCUGCAAAAAAGAUGAAGAACUGGGAUUGGUUCCAGCUUAG
Messenger RNA from Triticum turgidum subsp. durum (durum wheat), 1608 nucleotides. NCBI's taxonomy places the organism in Eukaryota, Viridiplantae, Streptophyta, Magnoliopsida, Poales, Poaceae. The record is from the annotation of a GenBank genome assembly.